Messenger RNA from Opisthorchis viverrini, 546 nucleotides. RefSeq lists its product as hypothetical. Bases 1 to 546 code for a protein of 181 amino acids. NCBI's taxonomy places the organism in Eukaryota, Metazoa, Platyhelminthes, Trematoda, Opisthorchiida, Opisthorchiidae. The transcript has 3 exons. The record is from RefSeq and is a predicted model, not a curated record.
AUGCAGAGGUCGGGUUGGAACCACGGAACUUUCGGUUGGUGGGUUCGCGGUCUAACCGUCUCGGGGUCGAACGAGUAUCAUAAAGCAAUCUGGACCGCAGAAGGAUGGGUGCCUCGUUCCAGCGACCGUGUAAUGCUGGAUACCCUAUCCAAACCUACAGAUGUUUAUCGGAGAAAAAACCAUCCGCGUAACCUAUCGAGUGGCAUUCCGGCAUUCAAGAGUUCUCCAACCGCGAUUAAGGGCAAUCACCGGGACUAUCGCCAUUCACCUGCGCAAACACAAACGAAUUAUCCAGCAGUAGCUCCCUUUCGGUGUCAAGCUGCCAUACCACAAGAAGGAGGCACGAGGGCUGUGAUACUGCCAGGUUGCCCAAGCCUAGACAGAGGAUGUCGAGAGGCAGAGGUCGGAUUCGAACCACGGACCUUCCGGUCAGUAAAUUCGCCUCUAAUCACAUGGUCCAUCUCGCCCCCUUACGAUAAGAAGGAAGACGUGACACUGACUUUCACACUUUGUAGAUCCGCGAGGCUGUUCAGCUUGUCUUACUAG